Molecule: messenger RNA, 3015 nt
Organism: Ostrinia nubilalis (European corn borer)
Lineage: Eukaryota; Metazoa; Arthropoda; Insecta; Lepidoptera; Crambidae
Exons: 6
Coding region: 1-717 (238 amino acids)
Source: RefSeq, a predicted model, not a curated record
AUGCACUACUCCGCGAGGGAAGACGCGGCCAGACCUACCUACUCGCGCUCGCUCGUCAACAUGGCCGACGUCGUGCUCGCUUCCUACCGCUCGCACGUCACUGCCAAGUCUACAAUACACUACUCCGCGAGGGAAGACGCGGCCAGACCCACCUACUCGCGCUCGCUCGUCAACAUGGCCGACGUCGUGCUCGCUUCCUACCGCUCGCACGUCACUGCCAAGUCUACAAUACACUACUCCGCGAGGGAAGACGCGGCCAGACCCACCUACUCGCGCUCGCUCGUCAACAUGGCCGACGUCGUGCUCGCUUCCUACCGCUCGCACGUCACUGCCAAGUCUACAAUACACUACUCCGCGAGGGAAGACGCGGCGAGACCUACCUACUCGCGCUCGCUCGUCAACAUGGCCGACCUCGUGCUCGCCUCCUACCGCUCGCACGUCACUGCCAAGACCAAAGAUGGCAGCACAGUCCACGGCAUGGGCAUGACGUUCCAGCGCGUGCACCUCGACACGUGCUACGGGAACAAGCAGAUAUACAAGUCCUAUCCUGUGGGAGACGGCCAGAUCCAGCUGUCAGACCUGGUGGAAGUACGUCCAUCGCAAGUGUUCGACGCCUCGCUGACUUUCGUGCGGGUACGCGGUGCGAUGGGCGGAGCGCUUUCGCUUUGCCCCAUGGAGGUGCGAUCCGUAUUCCUCAACCAGACGCUCCAGCAUUGAACUGCCAAGAAAUACCAUAGAAAACCUGAAGGCAUAGAAAAUACGUGGUUUGUGAACCGUAAGACAUGGUGAUUAUUAUGUUUCAAAUGUGAAGAGAGCAAUACUACGUGUAAUUGGAGUAAGGCAAAACAAGAAAAUAAUUAAAAUUUGAUUAAAUCUAAGGCUGAGUCCGCACUACGGUUUUUUCCCGCAAGAGGUAAACCGCCAAACCGCGAGACCGCCCGAAACAUAUACGAUACGCAGGAAAGUGGUGCGGACUCGGCCUAAUACAUUUUUAUCGUUGCUAUAGUAAUGGGCGCUUACGACUGUUAUAAAAAAAAAUUCAAUUACAAAUAAUAAUAAUAUUGAACUUUUGCGUUAUUGCGUUAUUUCAAUUACACGUUGUAUAAUAGGUACCACUGCCUUAUAAAAGGUUAAAAUGUUUACCUUGCGGUGCCUAGUUGAUAAGUCCGAGUCCACCUUUACGAUGAGUGUGUGAGGUCAAGCAAUUGACAUCUGAAUGCCAUGGGCAUAAGGUGCAUAUUCAAGCCGAGGUAACUGUUCCACCACUAAAAUUAACUGGUUAGUCUGCUAGCAACCCAAUGGUGUGGCGCACAGGAUCUUACUUGCGCGAGUUAUCACAAAUACGACAUUACCAAUUAAUAUUUAUGACAUUUUGGAAAUUAUAAUUCGAAAUAGUCGAAAAUGAAGUUGCAGGCGGCCUUAUAUUAUUAUAAUAACAAUGAUUAUAAGCGUAUAUACCUUAAACCAUAGAACUAUUCAAAUAUUGCAACGUAACUAAUACUUUUUUCGGCUCAAAAUUUGUUGUACAAUCAGUUUCAAAUAUUUCGUGACAUCCAGAGGACAAAAAGUUAUACAGGGUGGAAACGAUAAGUGAUCUCACUCGAUUAUUUCUAAACUAUACAAGAUAUCAAUAAACUAGUUACUGAUCCUGAAAGUGCUUCAUGAGCUCUAUCAAACGGUAUUAAUAAUAGGUUACAGAAUAAACUGGAUCUAUCCAAAAAUUAAAUGUUUCCUUCUUCCAUACAUUUAGUACUACCACAGUGAUGACACCCAUCUCUUGACAAUAUUAUAGCAAGUAAAGCCUAAAACCAAUGUUUUCCAUGAAUAAUUUUAAAUACGAAUACAAUUUACGGGUUUAUUUUAAGAGUUUAUUAUUAAAAUUAAAUAAAAAUACACUUCUAAUAUUGUGUGUCUGGCAUACAUUUAGUAUGGAAGCUGGAAACAUUGAAUUUUCAGAUAGAUCCAGUUUAUUCUGUAACCUAUUAUUGGUACCGUUUGAAAGAGCUCAUGAAGCACUUUCAGGAUCAGUAACCAGUUUUUGAAUAUCUUGUAUAGUUUAGAAAUAAUCGAGUGAGAUCACUUAACGUUUCCACCCUGUAUAUGUAUAAUACAACCUUAUACACGCUACUUUGGGUGCCACGAACUAUUUGAGGCUGAUUGUAAUAAAAAACUUGUGUGAUAUUUUUUCCAAUCGAUGAUGCUGUUAGAAAUGCACAAUAUUAAUUUUAGGUAUUAAUUAUUAUUAAAAUGUUGACAUCGCUGUAAUGUGAUGUUAAAUGCUCAGUUGAGUAGUAUUUGUCGAUAGUUCCUUUUUAUGUACCACAUUUAGGAACCUAAAACUUUUGCAGUCGCCUUUUAGAAAAAAUAUGAUAAUCACUCCUUAUUGCAUUAUUAAAAUAUGUAAGGGGUAGAUUGACAAAAACUUGUAAUAAGUAACUGCUAUGAUUUCAAGUUGAAAAUCACUGGGUUAUUUUUGUCAGAUAAAUUAUCGACAUUUUCCUUUAUUUUUAAAACUUCGUCAUUUUUGUUGUAUUAAAUAGAAAUUCCGUAAAGGGAACAGGCCUCUGAUUAUGUUUUGUAAACUACCCCUUACAAUAUAAACUACUUCCCCUUUCGGAGUAUGCUGCGAAUGCGCUUCUGAAGUGUAAAUGUUUCUCUUAAUAUGUAUAAAAUGUAAAUAGGGUUUAUGUACAUAAGUAUUAAUCUAUGCAUUUUCGAAUUCUAGCGCGAAAUUGUUAUGUAUAAUCAAAGGACGACAUGUAUAACAAAAUUUCUAGUUUUUUUAAAUACCCGUAAAGAUCUCUACGUAGACUUAAAAUAACUUUUGCUGACGUCCGACAUAAAAUUUUAAUGAAUAUUAUUAUUAUGUAAGAUAUUUUUAUUUAUGUGUUAUUUUGUUAUCACAGCUUUUGUUUUUCUUCUUUUGUUUUCUAAACACCUGCACCGUAGAACUGUAACGUUAGGUCCGACGAUGUGACGAAAACAAAGUUGUAAAUAUAGAAAGUUUAUCUAUAA